CGUAGCUUCAGGUCAAGCACGUUGUGUCAAUCACGUUGGGUCAAGCGCUUCUCAACAAGCAAGUUUGUUAUUACAGCCUUUUAUAACAGGUUAAAGUGGUUUCAGCAGAACAAGUUGAAGCAGUUGGACACGCGACGCUUGUAGCCAAAUAGAAUGCGGCGCGCAGACAUAAAGGACGAACCUGCGACUUAUGAGCGACUUGUGUACAAAAACACAUCAGUUUACCACUAUAUGAGGAUCUCCCUAGAGUUGGAGAAUGAAAGCAUCAGACUCAGUGCAGCCCAACUGAAGCAGCUCAUCGUCUCUGGCCUCAGGGACCUGUAUGGAGAGGUUGGAGGUGCCUUCCCUUUUGAUCUGUUGAAGUUUGAUGAGAGCACACUAACAGGCGUGCUCCGUGUGUACAACAGUGGUCUGGUGAAGUUGUGGAGCGCCCUGACACUGUUGGGAUCCUAUCAGAAUGAGCUGUGCUCUUUCAGAGUUACUCAGGUGUCACCGUUCCUGUUAGCUCUGUCUGGGAAUAGUCGUGAGCUGGAGCUGGACUGAGCAGAGCUGUUGGUUCUUGAAUCCCAUAACACU
Molecule: messenger RNA, 576 nt
Organism: Coregonus clupeaformis (lake whitefish)
Lineage: Eukaryota; Metazoa; Chordata; Actinopteri; Salmoniformes; Salmonidae
Gene: rpp14
Product: ribonuclease P/MRP 14 subunit
Exons: 6
Coding region: 154-543 (129 amino acids)
Biological process (GO): tRNA 5'-leader removal
Cellular component (GO): ribonuclease P complex
Source: RefSeq, a predicted model, not a curated record